AACGGCGCGAAGUUAGAAACAUUGUCUUUCACUUGCGAUGCAACGAAGAAAGGCAAAGAAGCAAAAUUCUCAACUGCUCUCAGGACAACAGACGAUUACAGGAUUUUUUCAAAAGCCGCGCACAUCAUCGAAGGUUCUGGCUGCAGGUCUCCCCGCUUGCUGUGGUGUGAGCGGUGUGAACAGCGUGAAAGCGAACGGAAUAUCUCUUCUACACUCGAAGCAACAGCAAAUGACACAUGUACCUAUAGUCCCGGAUGUCAAUGGCGAGGAACAGGCCAGGAGGUGUGUUGCUGGAACCAGGAAUAAGUUCACGAGCAAAAUUAAAACUAACGGUGUUGUGGAAACUGCUGAUGACGGAGAGAUUGUGUGUGUGGGAGAGUGUCGUGCACGUGUAGCUAGUGAGGAUGAUUGCUACAUGCGCAAGAGAUGUCUUGGCUCUCCAAUCCCGACCAGUUCUCCGAUGACGUCACAAUCUAAAAUGGCGCGGCCUCCUGCUGAUAUGGCGUCAUCGACUGAAAAGUUAGAAUUGAGGAUGAAAUCUAGAAUCAAGUUGUUUGCAUGUGAAACUGAAGUGGAAGGAGAGCGACAACUGGAUGUAACGAAAAUGAACAAUCCGUUUGCAUUGGUAGAUGAAAGUGUGUUGUUGAAGUCACGUGAUCAGUGUGACAAGAGACAGAGUGUGUUGAAUUUAGCUCAACCGUUGGCUGGUCUUGAUGAUUCGCUUGAUGACAGUGCAAUGUUGAAAUCGUAUCUUGUGGACAAGGAGGAUGUGGAAAUUUUGAAGAUAAAGACAGAGAGUGAUGUGCUGUUGGUGGAUAUGAAUGACGAUAAUGGAGAGAAGAAUGGAGUAACAACAGAACCUGCUGUUGCCAGUUGUAAAUUGCCAACGGAAGGUAAUAGCCUUAAUGACAUAUUGGAUGGAGUAGAGUUUACUCCCAUCAAGUCUCAAUCUACUGUUGACCCAACAUGUCGGCUACAUGGGCAAACCCAACAGCAAUCUGUUCAACUUUCAUACAUUCGCUGUUUUGUGAAAGAUUUGAGUGUAAGGACGAUGGAUGCCGCUUGUAGUUUAUAUGAAGGACAGCAAGAAGUGGUGCUUACUUUGGAUACUGUUGAUGCUGGCGAGAAGAUUUGCUUUCUACGAGAUGACUGGACAAUAACUAAAAUUUCCACAGGAGAUUGCGUUCACAUUGCAGGCUCCAUUGAAUUGAGUGCUCAUAGUUUUAUUCUGGACAACACAACAGGUGCCUUCAUCAUUGUUCAUCCAGACAUUCUUGUGCAAGGAACUAGUGUUGCUGGAGCCACACAUUGUACACGACGUGCAGUGCUGGAUAGCUUAUUCAAGAAUGGAAGCCGAGCAUCUGAAGCAACACUCUUGGGCAUAGUAGCCCAUCAACUAUUUGAUGAAGCAAUGAGAAAACGAGACUUCUCCACUUCGUGGUUGAUUUGUGUGGCCAAACAGUUAGUCAGAAAAGUUCGGAAUCUUGACAUGAUGUUUUCUUUGGGAAUUACAGAAGCACUUGUACUGGAGAAGACUAAAGAAUUCAUUCCAACUUUGCAGGAAUGGGCAAGUGUAUUUGUGUGUGAAUCUCAACAGGAAGAGGGAUGCAGCACAAGCAUCAUGAGUAUGAAGUCGGGUGGAGACUCAGCAAUUUCUAUAUCUCAACUUCAUGACAUUGAGGAAAACGUCUGGUCACCUCAAUAUGGUCUCAAAGGUAAGGUGGAUGCAACAGUAGAAGUGAAGAUUCACAGAAAUCGUCACAUGUCAAUGGACAGCUCGUUCAAGGCACUUUUGUCAACUUUUGAUGACGAACAAUUGUUAAUGCCACUGGAGCUGAAAACAGGAAAGAUGUUCAGUAAACUUGGGUCCAUUGAUCAUCGAGCUCAGGUUAUUUUAUACACGUUGAUGUUAAGUGAUCGACAUAGAAUUGAUGUUCUAACUGGAUUACUGCUUUAUUUGAAAACUGGUCACAUGACGGCGGUUCCUUCACCUCUCAAUGAACGAAGAGCUUUGAUUAUGAAGCGCAAUGAGCUGGCUUCCUAUUUAGCCUCUUUUUCGUCACACAGAAAUCUUCCACUUGAAAUGCCACCGGUGCUGGGUGUACACCACCAGCAUGGUUGCUUACGUUGCUCGCAACUUUCCAACUGUAUGCUGCUUCACAGGGCGGUUGAGGAAGGAUCUAGCAUCUCUGCUGGCAUUGGGGAUAAAUUUGAGGAGUUGAUGGGUCACUUUUCAGAGAAAGAAUUGCUGUACUUUCGUGAGUGGCACAAUAUGGUAAGCCUAGAGAUCAAAGCGCAGACUAGAAAGGUUUCAAUGCACAAGAUAUGGACAACAUCACCUGCUUACAGACAACAACAAGGUUCUUGUUUUUGUGAAAUGCAACUUUCUUCAGUCUCCUCAAAUGGUUCAUUGCCUGACGCUUUUAUUCACACGUUCACUUUGUCCACAGCAGACAUCAACUCUAAAUUUUCAUUGACUGAUCAAAAUAUUAGUGAAGGAGACCUCGUGGUUGUUAGUAGAGAAAGAACAGACACUAGACACGUAGAACUCGCAGUCACCAUGGGGUUUGUGUUAAGCUUAGAUCAAAACAAAUGUUUAAUCAACUUGGACAAGCAGCUCAGAACGAAUGUACAGAUUGUCUACCAUAUAGACAAACAUGAAUCGGCAUCACUGUUGUCAUUGUCAUUUCUUAAUCUUGCUGAGCUGUUUGUGGGUAGAAACAGUGCUCGCUGCAAGCGACUACGGCAGCUUAUUAUUGACUUGCAGUCUCCACACUUUGCUACUCCCAAUUGUCGGCAUCUUCACACUACAAUUGAGUGUAUACAAUCUCUGAAAAAGGGUUACACUGAAGCAAACUGUUCUCGUUCUUGUCUGAAUGGCAUUCUCAAUGGUCUCAAUUCGGACCAACUGACUGCUGUAGAGAGGGUAUUGUUAGCAUCAGAUUAUGCUCUUAUACUUGGAAUGCCAGGGACUGGAAAGACAACUACAAUAUCAUGUCUUUUGAGAAUUCUCGUUGAGUGUGGAAAACGAGUUUUGCUUACAAGCUACACUCACAGUGCUAUCGAUAACAUACUUAUCAAAUUACAGAAGAAUGGUGUUGAUUUCUUGCGAAUUGGUAAUCCUGACAAGGUUCAUCCUGCAGUACGUUCAAAGACUGUUCAUGUUUUAAUGAAUGGAGUGAAGACGGUAGCAGAUCUGAGGGAUGCAUACAUGUCGAAGCCAGUCGUUGCUACCACUUGUUUCGGUGUCAACCAGAUAUGCUUCACGCAACUUCAUUUUGACUACUGCAUCGUAGACGAAGCGUCACAGAUAACACAGCCUCUGUGUCUUGGUCCCCUUCGAUAUGCAGACGUGUUCUUGCUGGUAGGAGAUCACAAUCAGCUGCCACCACUCAUACAAAGUACAGAAGCAAGGGAAGCUGGAAUGGGCGUCAGUUUGUUCAAAAGGCUCUGCAAUGAACAUCCACACGCUGUGGCAUAUCUAGAGCAUCAAUACAGAAUGAACAAGGAUAUUAUGUUGUUGUCUAACUCUGUGAUCUACGAUCAUCGUAUGAAGUGUGCGGAUGAAAGUGUCGCAGAAGAGCUGUUGCGAUUACCCAAUUGGGAAAAAUGGAAACUCAACAUGGAGACUGCGUGUUUGAAUUUGGAGUGGAUGAGGAAGGCAGUGGAUCCAGUCAAUGCAGUGGUAUUUCUCAACACCGAUAUGAUGGAUGCCGGUGAAGUUAAAUCUCAAGGUUCCAUUUAUAAUAUUUCAGAAGCCUAUCUCAUAUUAUGGCUCGUUACUGAAAUUAUAGAAGCUGGACAAGAAGCUUCACAUAUUGGUGUGAUAUCUCCGUAUCGAAGUCAGCUGAAGAUUAUUCAUGAUGUUUUCAAUGCCACACAAAGAAGUUGUUUGGAUAGUGUAGAGAUAGACACGGUUGACAAGUUCCAAGGACGAGAGAAAUCAUGUGUCUUAGUCUCCUUGGUUCGAAGUAACAAAGAUAAUAAUGUGGGUGAGCUACUGUCUGACUGUCGAAGAGUAAAUGUGAUAUUGACACGUGCUCAGCACAAGCUCAUCAUCAUCGGUUCACAUCAGACUCUAUUACAAAAUCCGUUCUUGAAAUCUCUUUUUGAUGUUUUCUUUGCCAAUGAAUGGGUGGUGAGUUUGCCGAGAAGUACACUGGGUAAUCCACAUUUUACCCGUUUGCUUAUGCAGCAAUGACACUAUUGUAGUGACGAUGACUGACGAGGUUUGUAUC
Corticium candelabrum is the source of this 4238-nucleotide messenger RNA. RefSeq names its product DNA replication ATP-dependent helicase/nuclease DNA2-like. The transcript has 19 exons. Gene Ontology annotation, molecular function: 5'-flap endonuclease activity; single-stranded DNA helicase activity. Bases 38 to 4201 code for a protein of 1387 amino acids. The record is from RefSeq and is a predicted model, not a curated record. Gene Ontology annotation, biological process: replication fork reversal. Lineage: Eukaryota; Metazoa; Porifera; Homoscleromorpha; Homosclerophorida; Plakinidae. Gene Ontology annotation, cellular component: cytoplasm.